Molecule: messenger RNA, 1230 nt
Organism: Emiliania huxleyi CCMP1516
Lineage: Eukaryota; Haptophyta; Isochrysidales; Noelaerhabdaceae
Exons: 4
Coding region: 1-1230 (409 amino acids)
Molecular function (GO): NAD+ poly-ADP-ribosyltransferase activity
Source: RefSeq, a predicted model, not a curated record
AUGGCCGACGCGGCCGAGGCCAAGGAGAGCGAUGGCGUGUUUGAGACGCUCAAAACGGCCUCGUUCUUCGCGCUCUGGGGGCCGGACGAGGCGCACCCCGAGGGCCCCGCUCUUUCCUUGUACCUUGACAUAGCGGCCACUCUUCGGAUCGCUGGCAACGUGGUGUUGGGCGGGGCCUUUGACAUGGCCGCCAAGCGACGAGCUUCAGGCGAUCAGGGACAACAGCAGCUCCACGACGAGACAUCUUCGAAACUGCGCGAGUGCGUGCGCUCCAGCAUGAGCAGGCUGCCCCAUUAUUCCCGAUACUCGCAAACGGGAACCGAACAGCUAGCCAGUGAUGACCCAAUUUACGAGCACCUGGCCCGUGAGUUUCAACGUACGACGGCGAGCCACCGUGGCCCUGAGCCGGGCGACCCGCAUCGUGACCCACCGCAAUUUGACGUCCUUCGCAUCCUCCGCGUGAAAGCCCCCCGGCUGCAGGAGAAGUACCUUGCCGAGGUCCAGGACAUAGCCGGUCUUUGCCAACGUGCCGUCACGAGCCUGACAGUCGACGCGCUCGAGGUGAGCAGUUUCGAUGGGCUGUCCAUGAACGAAUUCCUCAUGUACCACGGCGCGCCUUCAGAUCUCGUCGAGUCGCGCCUGCUCAUGCAGGGUCUUGACCCGCGCUACGCUGGCGAACACUUCGGCAAAUUAUUUGGCUCUGGGAUCUACCUUGCCACCAAUUCGUCCAAGAGUGACAUCUACACGAAGCCAAAUGCCGCAGGUGAGCGCUGCAUUCUUGUUGUACGCGCGUGCCUCGGCGAGGCCUACCUUUGCCCAGAGCCCAUGCGGCGCUCUCUUCGCCCGCCCGAGCGGCCCGACGGCCGCGGCGCGCUCUCGUCAGUCAUUGCGCUCACGACAACGGGCGGCGGCUGCGUGGAGCACCCUGAGUACAUCGUGUACAAGGAGUCGCAAACGCUGGUCGAGUAUGCUAUCUGGUACAAACAUCGCCCUUCCUGCCGCUGCACACAUUGCAUCCAGCUUCACGAGGAACGCCGAUUGUAUUUUCUGGACCGCUCGGGCCAGCAUUUUCUGGACGCUGCUCUCGUGCGCUUCCUGAAGCAGAAGCACGCAAUCACCGCUGGCGUGGAUGUGCCCUACACAAGCCUUGCCGAAAUGCAGCAGCACGACUUAGUUGGCCGCCAAUAUUUCGAACAGCAGGGCCUCUCAUUGUUCAGAUACAUUCCGUGA